AUGAUGAGAUAGAUUUUAUUAUUAUAACAUUGGCAAUAAUAGCAUUAAUUGCUGCAAAUAUUUAGCACAAUUCAGAAUAUAUUUUUAAAAACUGUUUUAAUUCAAAAUACUGCCAAAAUCAUUGAAUUAUCUUUGGAACGGGUAAUAACUAAUUAUUUUUAUAGAAUGAAGAACAAUAAAUAGCUAGUGAUUUGCUUUUUAGAAUUAUUGCUCAUAACUGUUGUAAUUUUUAUAUUUUUAAUAUAUAUAUCGGUAAUAAAUAUGGAUUAAAGGUAUAUUUUCCUUGUAUUUAAUCAAUUAUUUUGUCAAAUAAUAAGAAAAGUGAUAUUGAAGAUAAUAAAUUGUUGAAUUAUUUUAUCUAUUUCUUGAAACAAAGGAAAGUAGGGACUAGGUAAUAGUUUAACUCAAGUAAGUGUCACAUAUUGCAUUUGUAUGUUCUUCUACGGUAGCAAAUAAACAAUCUGUUGAGGUAGUAGUAGUUGCAAGACAGACUGUUCAACUCAAUGCCCAUUUAGCCGCAGUUCCUGAAGCUACUUAUUUAGUAAGAGAAUUCUAAGUUAAAUACAGACUAUAUGUUGAUAUCUUCUCUUGACAGCAGUUUUUUUUUGAAUUAGCUAUACAAGAUUCAUCAUAAACAACAAAUUUUGUAUCAGUUAAUCCUGUUCCAACAAUUGAAGCACAAUUAGAAAAACGAACACAAUUCCUUAUAAUGUUGUUGCACAAGCAUUUGA
Messenger RNA from Paramecium octaurelia, 731 nucleotides. Lineage: Eukaryota; Ciliophora; Oligohymenophorea; Peniculida; Parameciidae. The record is from the annotation of a GenBank genome assembly.